Molecule: messenger RNA, 748 nt
Organism: Trichoderma harzianum CBS 226.95
Lineage: Eukaryota; Fungi; Ascomycota; Sordariomycetes; Hypocreales; Hypocreaceae
Exons: 7
Coding region: 118-498 (126 amino acids)
Biological process (GO): nucleocytoplasmic transport
Cellular component (GO): nuclear pore central transport channel
Source: RefSeq, a predicted model, not a curated record
CCCACCAUCCCUCCCUACCGUUUAUCGUUCUUCAAAGCCUUGGGCACAUUUUGCGAUAACCCAACUACGAAUAUAUACCCAUUUUCUUGAAGCGCUCUCGAAAAUACAGCCGCUAAAAUGUCUAACAUCGAGGAAAUCGCCAAGCAGUUUGUCAAUGGCUUCUUCACGGGAAUGAGCACAAACAUCCAGGGCCUGGCUGCGGUCUACAGGCCCGAGUCCGUCCUCACUUUCGAGUCUCAGAAGUUUGAGGGUGCCGAGGCCAUUCUGGGAAAGCUGACCAGCCUCCCCUUCAAGAUGAGCGGUCACCAGCUCUCCACCCUUGACGCCCAGCUUGCCUCUGGCGAUCUCCUGAUCCUGGUUACCGGAAAGCUCAAGGUCGACGAGGAUGAGAACCUGAUAAACUUUGUCCAGAACUUCAAGGUCAGCGUUACCCAGGGUGCCGGCGGCGAAAUCACUGGUUUCGUCGUCAAGAACGACAUCUUCAAGCUGGUUUACUAGGCUAUGAAUUUGGCGAAAGGAAACGAUACUUGUGAGCGAAGACAGGGUAAUGUUUGGUUUGGUGAUACAAGAGCUCCAUAAGAUGAAGAUAAGGAAGCAGGCUCGGAGGGGAGCAGAUAAAUGGCUAGAGAUGUGUGUUAUGUAUUCUCAUGUCUACGAGUCAUCAACUCUUUAGACAGAUUUCUUCCCAAAAAAAACUUCAUAAGCUUUUCAGGCAUAUAGUCGAAACCAAAUUUCUUGAUUUCCCUCG